AUGGUCAAAUCCGACGACGACGUCAUCAAAGAGUUUGGCGAGCUGGUCAACAUGAGCGCUACCGAGCUCGAGAAGUGGCUCAAGGGCAAGGACUCGACCUCGUCCGGAUGGACCAACGGCGAAGGUGGUGAGACCGUCGGUCAUCAGUCUGGCACCAAGAUCGUCGACAUCCUCAAGCGCAACCCGGACAAGAAGAAGGACAAGUACACCGACGACGACAUCAAGCACAUGCGCAAGGUCGUCAGCUACAACAAGCGCCACUUGGCCCAGGAAGAGCACUUGAAGCAGAAAAAGUCCAAGGAGGAGCUCCAGAAGACCAAGAGCUACAAGAGUCUCAAGACCGGCCAACCCGACGCAUCAUCAUCAUCAUCAGCAUCAUCAUCCAACUUCCGUUCGGACGUCGCCCUGCCCACCGCACUCAAUCUGGGCAAGAUCGGCACUUCUGCUACCACCGCCUCGACAGCAGCAGCAGCUUCUACCAGCAACUCCCGGUUGUCCAAUUCGGCAGAGUACCUCGACUCGUUAGAGGAAGGCGUCAACAAGACGAUCGAUGCAGAAGUCGAGACCUUGUUAUCGAGCUACAAGGAGCUCGUCUCGCUUGCCAGCAUCGCGGAUAAGGACAAGUACCGCGUAGCACAAGAAGCGUUCCAGACCGAGGCGAGAGCCGAUAUUAUGGUCCGAUCCACUCAAACCCUCUCUCUCCUCUCAGAAGCGCUCAAGCUCUCCCUUCUGCUGUCCAAAUCAUUAGAUCCAGCGCUGAACGACGAAGCCGUCGAGCUGAUCAAGAGCACCGAAGCGGAGAAGCUGCGCUGCGCCCUGCUGCUUGGCGAAAUCAUGGGGCUGGACGUCGGAAAAGCCGAGGAUCUCGUCAACGACAUGGAUCGCACCUUCAUCAAGACCCACACCGCCACAGAGGACUUGGAGGAUGACGAGAUGGAGGACGUCUCGGCGGGCUGA
Messenger RNA from Kalmanozyma brasiliensis GHG001, 957 nucleotides. RefSeq names its product Mediator complex, subunit Med22. The record is from RefSeq and is a predicted model, not a curated record. Gene Ontology annotation, molecular function: transcription coregulator activity. Gene Ontology annotation, biological process: regulation of transcription by RNA polymerase II. Gene Ontology annotation, cellular component: mediator complex. The transcript has 4 exons. Lineage: Eukaryota; Fungi; Basidiomycota; Ustilaginomycetes; Ustilaginales. The coding region runs from base 1 to 957 and encodes 318 amino acids.